AUGGAAAGUAUUUGUGGCAUACUUAAAUAUUGGAUGCUACUAUCUAAUCGGCACUUGGAAUUUUAUAAAAGUGCACUUCCUCAACCUUUGACUUCGAUUCAGCGUCUUUAUAUUAGUCGGCUAGUUGAGAAAUAUGGAGCUGAUUUUCAGAGAAUGAUGAUGGAUAUAAAGAUAAAUCCUAUGCAGCAUUCUGUUGCAACUUUAGAGAAAUUGUAUUUUGGUUGUUUUGACACUUUGGAUGUUGCUCGGGCCAAGGAAAACAUCAAAGAGAUUCCAUCUUUUCAAAGUAGAAAACUUCUUUUGGCAUGCUCACUUAACUUGAUGGCCUGCUACUUGAAGACGAGGCAGUAUGAUGAAUGCAUAAAAGAAGGCAUAUGCUGCUGCCGUACAGUGAAUCAAAACUAUGCAAAUAUUCUUUUGAUGCUUUUACGUCUCCGUCAGGCUUGUGAUCACCCACUUCUUGUUAAAGAAUACAAUUCUGAUCCUGUUGGAAAAGAUUCUGUUGAAAUGGCAAAAAGGCUUCCAAAAGAGAUGCUGAUAAAUCUGUUUAAUAGUUUGGAAACAACUGCCGCUAUAUGUUUUGUCUGCAAUAGGCCAGAGAAUAAGCUUGGAGAUGAUGAAACGUGGGAUAGGGCUGAAAGUGCUCUCAAGGAGGCUUUGGAUGAGUUUGGCAAGCCAUGGCAGUUGAAUGAAGGGGAUGGUGCAUUCUAUGGACCAAAGAUAGAUAUCAGUGUAUCUGAUGCAUUGAGUAGGAAAUUCCAGUGUGCAACUCUACAGCUUGACUUCCAGCUUCCUGAUCGUUUUAAGUUGGAAUUCUCAGCUGAGGAUGAAGCCAAAAUUGAGAGGCCUGUUAUGAUACACAGAGCCAUUCUAGGAUCAGUUGAACGCAUAUUUGCCAUACUUUUAGAGCACUACAAGGGUAAAUGGCCCUUCUGGCUCAGUCCUCGUCAAGCAAUUUUGUGCCCUGUUUCUGAGAAAUCACAAGCUUAUGCUCUGAAGGUACACAUCUCUAUUUCCUAA
Molecule: messenger RNA, 1020 nt
Organism: Vicia faba (fava bean)
Lineage: Eukaryota; Viridiplantae; Streptophyta; Magnoliopsida; Fabales; Fabaceae
Source: the annotation of a GenBank genome assembly